Molecule: messenger RNA, 1388 nt
Organism: Telopea speciosissima
Lineage: Eukaryota; Viridiplantae; Streptophyta; Magnoliopsida; Proteales; Proteaceae
Product: probable protein S-acyltransferase 7
Exons: 5
Coding region: 39-1370 (443 amino acids)
Biological process (GO): protein targeting to membrane; peptidyl-L-cysteine S-palmitoylation
Cellular component (GO): Golgi apparatus; endoplasmic reticulum
Molecular function (GO): protein-cysteine S-palmitoyltransferase activity
Source: RefSeq, a predicted model, not a curated record
UAUUGAGGGAUCUUGUUAGCGAGAAUAAGGGCAAGAAAAUGUAUGUGGUUCCUCCACCUCAGGAUUCCGAUCCGAACGCCGCCGCUGGAGGCGAUGGCUCCCAGACUCUCAGGACUUACCAAACCUGGAAAGGCAGCAAUAUUUUCUUUCUUCGAGGAAGGUUUGUAUUUGGUCCAGAUGUCAGGUCACUGUUGUUAACCGUAUUCCUUAUUGCUGCUCCUGCCAUAGUUUUCUGCGUCUUUGUAGCCAGAGAACUGAUUGAUUACUUGGGAAUAUCAAUAAUUGUUGUUGCUGCUGCAUUCACAUUUUAUGUUUUAGUUCUUCUUCUGCUAACCUCUGGACGAGAUCCUGGUAUUAUACCUCGUAAUCCAUACCCUCCAGAACCAGAAGUCUAUGAUGGGAAUGCUGAAGUUGGCGGUGGCCAGACUCCGCAGUUACGUUUGCCUCGCACGAAGGAUGUUGUUGUUAAUGGUAUCAUUGUUAAGAUCAAGUACUGCGACACAUGCAUGCUUUAUAGGCCUCCUCGCUGUUCACACUGUUCAAUCUGCAAUAACUGUGUUGAAAGAUUUGACCACCACUGUCCCUGGGUUGGACAGUGUAUUGGGCUGCGAAACUAUAGGUUCUUCUUCAUGUUUGUCUUCUCCACGACUCUUCUUUGCAUAUAUGUAUUUGGUUUCUGCUGGGUCUACAUUGUGAAGAUUAUGGAUGCUGAUAACACAUCAAUCUGGAAAGCAAUGUUAAAGACCCCUGCAUCCAUUGUGCUGAUAAUAUACACAUUCAUAUGUGUCUGGUUUGUUGGUGGCCUUAGUGUGUUCCAUUUGUAUCUCAUUAGUACAAACCAGACCACUUAUGAGAAUUUCAGAUACCGGUAUGAUCAGCGAGACAACCCAUAUCACAAGGGAUUGGUGGAAAAUUUCAAGGAAAUAUUCUGCACAAGCAUUCGUCCAUCUAAGAACCAUUUCAGGGCCAAGGUUCCACAGGAGCCGGUAUUGCCACCACGUUCCGGAGGUGGUGGUUUUAUUAGUCCAAACAUGGGUAAAGCUGUAGGAGAUAUAGAAAUGGGUAGGAAGCCAAUCUGGGGAGAACCUGCUGCUGGGUUUGGUGAUUUUGAUGGGUCACUCAGCCGCAACAGUGGCUUGGACAGCAAGGAUGGUGGGUUUGAUGAUGUAUCCUCAGACUUAAGUAGGACUCUUCCAGCAGCUGGUACAGAGGGGCAUGCACUACAUCCCAGGCGCUCUAGUUGGGGCAGGAAAAGUGGGAGCUGGGAUAUAUCGUCUGAAGUUCUUGCUGUGGCAGCAGGCAUUGGUGAGUCUAAUCGGGUUGGUGGUGACAACAUUGGCAGCCAAACAGCCGGAAAAUGGCAUGCUUAAAUAGGUUCUAGGCUCUGG